Sorex araneus (European shrew) is the source of this 2811-nucleotide messenger RNA. RefSeq names its product basic helix-loop-helix family member e41 (gene BHLHE41). Gene Ontology annotation, biological process: circadian regulation of gene expression; regulation of transcription by RNA polymerase II; anterior/posterior pattern specification. The record is from RefSeq and is a predicted model, not a curated record. Gene Ontology annotation, cellular component: nucleus. Lineage: Eukaryota; Metazoa; Chordata; Mammalia; Eulipotyphla; Soricidae. The coding region runs from base 73 to 1320 and encodes 415 amino acids. Gene Ontology annotation, molecular function: protein dimerization activity; RNA polymerase II cis-regulatory region sequence-specific DNA binding; DNA-binding transcription factor activity, RNA polymerase II-specific. The transcript has 5 exons.
UCCCCGGGCGCCGGCCCCGCAGAGUACGGAGCCCCCCAGAAUCGAAACGGAGGAAACGGACCGCGGGAGAACAUGGACGAAGGAAUCCCUCAUUUGCAGGAGAGACAGUUACUGGAACAUCGAGAUUUUCUAGGACUGGACUAUUCCUCUUUGUAUCUGUGCAAGCCCAAGAGGAGCAUGAAGCGAGACGACAGCAAGGAUACCUACAAAUUACCGCACAGAUUAAUAGAGAAGAAGCGGAGAGACCGAAUUAAUGAAUGCAUCGCUCAGCUGAAAGAUUUACUGCCUGAACAUCUGAAGUUGACAACGCUCGGGCAUCUGGAGAAAGCGGUCGUCCUGGAAUUAACUUUGAAGCACUUGAAAGCUUUAACAGCCUUAACCGAGCAGCAGCAUCAGAAGAUAAUUGCUUUACAGAAUGGGGAGCGCUCGCUGAAGUCGCCCCUGCAGGCCGACCUGGACGCCUUCCACUCGGGCUUCCAGACGUGCGCCAAGGAGGUCCUGCAGUACCUGUCCCGCUUCGAGAGCUGGACGCCGCGGGAGCCGCGCUGCGUGCAGCUCGUGAGCCACCUGCACGCCGUGGCCACCCAGUUCUGGCCCGCGCCGCCGCCGCUGCCGCCCCCCGCGCCCCCCGCGCCCCCCGCCGCCGCCGCCGCCGCCGCGCCCAAGGCCGAGCCCCCCGCGCACUGCGUGCCGGUCAUCCAGCGGACUCAGCCCAGCGCCGAGCUGGCCGCCGAGCACGACACGGACACCGACAGCGGCUACGGCGGCGAGGCCGAGCCCCGGCCCGAGCCGGCGCGGGCUGCGGGCCGCGUGGCCGUCAAGCAGGAGCCCCCCGGGGACGACGCGCCCGCGCCCAAGCGGCCCCGGCUGGACCCCCCCGGCGUGCCCGGCGGCCCCGCGGCGGCCGCGCUCCUGGGGCCCGAGCCGGGCGCGGCGGCCGCGCUGCUCAGACCCGACGCCGCGCUGCUGGGCUCGCUCGUGGCCCCCUUCGCGCCGCCCGCCGCCCCCUUCUGCCUGCCCUUCUACUUCCUGUCGCCCUCGGCCGCCGCCGCCUACGUGCAGCCCUUCCUGGACAAGAGCCUGGAGAAGUACCUGUACCCCGCGGCCGCCGCGCCCUUCCCGCUGCUCUACCCCGGCCUGGCCGCCGCCGCCGCCGCCGCCGCCGCCUUCCCCUGCCUGUCGUCCGUGCUGUCCCCGCCGCCCGACAAGCCCCCGGCCGCCGCCGCCGCGCCCCCGCCGGGCCGCCGGCCCCUGCCCUGCACCGGGCCCCCCGCCGCUGCCGCGCCCGACGAGCCCCCGCCGCCCCGGGAUGGGCCCUGAAGCCGCCGCCGUCCGCGCCCCGACGGUCACGCGCGCCGGACGCACGGCGGGCUCGGAAGCCCCGGCCGAAACGCAGGUGUCUGGUGUCCUUUGGCGUCCUGUUUGCGCGCCCCCGGCCCGCCCCUGCCCCCGUCCCCAAGGAGCCUCCGCGGGCGCUCCGGUUGCUUUUUCUGUCGACCACCCCCCUCCCCGCAAGUUCGCCUUCCCUUCCUUAGGCCACGCUCCUUUGCAGAGAGACGCCCCUGUUCUCCUCCUCCUCCUCCUUCUCCUCCUCCUCUCCCUCCGGGAGCUGGGGGGCGCGCCCCCGGCCCGCCAGGGUGCAGUGGGGGGACCCCCGCAGUCUCAUCCCGCCACUCUCCAAGUCUUUGCUCACGUCUGGCUUGGCCAAGGCACAGGAUACUCCGAGGAAGGCGCAGGGAUGCAGCCGCUCAGCCUCUGCGGGGCGGUUGGAAUGGGACCCCCCGGUGACUUGCACCCGGGCCUGGGGGCUCAGUCAGGGAAGGAGAUGGAGGAGGAGGCACGUUUGCUAGCACUUUAUUGAGAAACUGACCAGGAACCUGUCGGCUCCCCUUAAUUUCACGUAGACACGAAACACAUAUGUGUGGAGACGUAUGUAGACACGCAGAGUGCCGCUCUUCCCACAGUCAUUGAUGGAUCCAUCACGUUUUCAUCAAUUUGCUGUUGGGAAGGGGAGGGAAGUGCAAUGAACUAAAGGAAAACUUAAGUCCCAACUGAUGGAUCCGCUGUCCUCAUAAAUCAGAGUGGAGGGGGCAUUCAGCUGGUCAGUUCAGCGCCAGGAACCCGCCGGCCCGAAGCGUGUGUGGCCUCCCCAGCGCCGUGUCUGUGUGUUUUGUGGAGACCAAACCAGAUACCAGAUAAUCACAACGAAAGCUUUUAAAAUAAGGCUUACACCAAGACCUUGUCUAGAUAUUUUUAGUUUGUUGCCAAGGUAGCACUGUGAGAAAUCUCACUUGAAUGUUAUGUAAGGGGUGAGACACAGUCUAUGAGUGAAGAAAAUAUCUGGGUCUUUUAGUCAGUUUGGUGCAUUUGCUGCUGCCGUUGCUACUGUUUGCCUCAAACGCUGUGUUUAAACAACGUUAAACUCUUAGCCUACAAGGUGGCUCUUAUGUACAUAGUUGUUCAUACAUCCAAUUAAUAAUAUCCGACAUGCUAUUUUUGUAGGAAGAAGAUAUGAGCUAAUGAUAUUUUGAGUUAAGAUAUCUUUUGGGAGGAUUUGCUGAAAAGUCGCACUUUUGUUACAAUGCUUAUGCUUGGUACAAGCUUAUGCUGUCUUAAAUUAUUAAAAAAAAUAAAUAAAUACUGUGCAAGAAACCAGCUGUUUUAGAGAAGUUCUGCUAUGUGAAGAUCAACUAGAAAUCCUUUCUAUUUGAGUAUUUUCAACACUCCAUAAAUUCUAUUCCCUAAAUAUCUCCCCACUCUUUUGUGAUUUUAAAAAUUCUUACUAAGGAAUAAAAACUUUAAUAUAAGCUA